Molecule: messenger RNA, 2960 nt
Organism: Desarmillaria tabescens
Lineage: Eukaryota; Fungi; Basidiomycota; Agaricomycetes; Agaricales; Physalacriaceae
Product: Zn-dependent exopeptidase
Exons: 15
Coding region: 21-2612 (863 amino acids)
Molecular function (GO): carboxypeptidase activity
Source: RefSeq, a predicted model, not a curated record
CAGCUAUCUUGCUUACCACCAUGGGCACGGCCAUGAAGUCAGAAAAGCAGGCUCUUCUUCAGUUUCCGUUUUCCGGCAUUGGAGAACUACAGGAAAACAGACGUAAUCGCACCUACCGAGUUCGAUUGGCCUUCUUUCUUUCACUUUUCUUUGCUGCAUUCAUCUAUCUAUGCCGUAAUUCACGAUCCGUGUUCGAGGCAGAAUUACUGCAUGAGGACCUAGGCUAUGCCCACAUCGCAGAGAGUAGUCUUUCCACUGAGGAACGCGAGGCUCUGUUUCUGUCUUUUCUAGAUGGGAAGCGCGCAGAAGAGACGUCAAAGUUGUAUUCCAAGCAUCCUCAUCUUGCUGGAUCUCCUGAGGAUUUCGAAGAUGCAAAGUCGAUUCUUAAACUCUUCCGCUCAGAAUUUGACAUCCCCGAGCCACACACGGAGCCCAUUUUCCCUGCUGGUUCGAAGGCGUCCCGAUUGUCUACCCUUAGUCUAACUUCGCCCUUGGGAAGCAGCAAACCAUCGGCGUGGAUUGACGUAUACUACCCUGUUAUGAACACUCCGUUAGACCGAAGUUUGGAUAUUCUUGGAGAGGACACCCGUUCGGUAUGGAGUGCCGAUCUCACGGAGGACGGUAACCCUUUGGACGAGGAUGCAGCCAAGUACAGGGACUCUGUUCCAGCAUGGCAUGGGCUGAGCGCCGACGGAGAAGCUAUGGGACAACUUGUUUACGUUAAUUACGGAACGAAAGAGGACUAUGAUGAACUCGUAGCGGCUGGCGUCGACUUUACGGGAAAAAUCGUUAUAGCUCGUUACGGUAAAGUGUAUCGAGGUCUGAAGAUUGAACUAGGAGAAGCGCUCGGUGCUGUCGGAGCGCUCAUCUACUCAGACCCUCGUGACGACGGUUUCGUGACCGUCGAGAAUGGAUACGCUCCAUACCCCAAUGGCCCGGCCAGAAAUCCUUCUUCAGUCCAACGGGGCAGCGUCAUGUACCUUCCACUGUAUCCCGGAGACCCGACGACCCCGGGAUAUCCUGCUUAUGAGGGAGCGGAGCGAACGAAUGCAACAAAUAUUCCGAAGAUCCCUAGUUUGCCUAUUUCUUGGCACAAUGCACAGAGACUGCUUGAGGAGAUUGACGAUAGUGUGAGCCCAAGACUUACAGGAAAGCUCAGUUCGUCUACGAUCAAGCUGGUCAAUCAUGUUGAUACGAAGGUGACUCCGAUAUGGAAUACCAUGGCUGCAAUCCCUGGUCACGUAAAGGAUGAAGUUGUUUUAAUCGCCUGCCAUCGUGAUGCAUGGGUGCUUGGAGGUGCUGAUCCUGUCAGCGGGACCGUUUCGCUCACUGAGGUAAUUCGUGGAUAUGCCGAGUUGCUUCGUGACGGAUGGAAACCCCUGCGUACGGUUGUGUUUGCUAGCUGGGACGCAGAGGAGUACGGUCUUAUUGGCAGCGUUGAAUAUGGCGAGGACUUCUCAUCUUGGAUUUCCAAACACGUCGUUGCUUAUAUCAACGUUGACGUCUCCUCGUCUGGAUCCAGCUGGAACGUGGCAGGGUCGCCUGCUCUAGCUCCUUUGAUCAAGCAAACAGCUUUGGACAUCCCUCACCCUACUAUACCUGGCAAGAAAUUAUGGGAUGCUCGAGACGACGAAGGCCCCUUCCGUGAUGAUACAUUGUCCGUCAACAUGACUGCUGAUGUCAAUGUACUUAUGGACUACCAAUCGAAGAAGAAGGCCAAGACGGAGCUGGAUACUGGAGUUCUACCCUUGGGAAGCGGCAGCGACUACACUGUUUUCCUACAGAGAUUGGGUAUCCCAAGUACCGAUCAAGGAUUUGGCGGCACGCCUUAUGACGCACCAUACCACUACCACUCCAUCUAUGACAGCAUUCAAUGGCAGCAAGUUUAUGCGGAUCCUGGAUUUCACCGCCAUGUUGCUGUGGCCAAGCACCUUGGUCUGAUGGCCCUUCGUCUCAUUGAUUCAAUUAUAAUUCCCUUAAAUACUACUCAGUACGCUCUCGAACUGGACCAAUACCUGGACACCGUCGAAAGUCUGGCCAUGCAAGAGACUUCCUCGACAAUUGACUUCGGAAUCCUCCGAUCGACUAUCAGCAAAUUACAAGCUGCGAGUAAGGCCUUGGACGAGGAAAAGGAAGAUGCGGAGAAGACAUUUAAAGACCUCCUUGGGAAGUUACCUUCAUUCCCACAGCCUGGACGUGCCAUUUGUCGCCGCCGAAGUCCAUCAUACACGCGGGUGACCAAUUGGGUGAAGAGCGUAUUCGGUGUUCCUCCCCUUGAACCGGCAGAACAGCAAUCCACUACCAUCACUCCAGCCGAUAUUCCUAAGGUUCCCCCCAUCCUUGAGUUCUUGAAGGCUCAGAGACGCGUCAUCAAAGCUAAUAAGAAGCUCAUCUCCUUCGAACGGGGUUUCAUCUCAGAAGAUGGAAUCAAAGGCCGAGAGUGGUUCAAGCACCUAGGCGUCGCUCCUGGAAGAUACCUCGGAUAUGGUGCAACGACCUUACCGGCCUUGACUGAAGCCCUCUCUCUUGAAAAGAAUGUCACGUUGGCACAAGAGGAGACAUACCGACUAGUAUCACUUCUGGAUACGUUAGCAGAUAAUAUUACGCCUUGACAUCUAUCUUCCUUUCUAUUAGAAUGCUGAAAUAUAUCUAGAACGAGACAUGCGUUUCCUUGUUACCCAAUACAUCCACUUAGGCUGAACUCGACAAAGUUGACUUAUGAAGCGCAGUGGGCAGCAAUGACGGCAUAGCUCAAUACAUUCCGACGCAUUUUUUUCCAGCGUGUCUUUCUGUCGGUAAGAAAACCCUACUACUCUCCCGAUGAAAUGAAAAAAAAAAGAUCAAGAUAAAUAAUAAAUAUAUUGAAUCAAAAAUGUUACAUGGUGUCUAUGUUGGAUCCUUAGGUCAGGUCAGUCGCGACGAACAUUGCGAACAAACGGGGAUUUGGAACCUCACUGGCA